Molecule: messenger RNA, 1080 nt
Organism: Cajanus cajan (pigeon pea)
Lineage: Eukaryota; Viridiplantae; Streptophyta; Magnoliopsida; Fabales; Fabaceae
Source: RefSeq, a predicted model, not a curated record
AUGACAGCUUGGUCAAUCGAGUUAUCUGAAUAUGGUAUAAGGUAUGAAAGCCGAGGAGCGUUGAAAGCACAAUGCCUUGCUGAUUUCAUAGCCGAACUCACACCUAGCGUUCAAUUGGAAAAUCCAUGUUGGAUCUUGCAUGUCGAUGGCUCGUCUAAUACAAAAGGUAGUGGUGCCGGGAUUAUCCUUGAAGGUCCUGAUGGUAUGAUGCUUGCACUUGCAAUUAAAUUCGAUUUCGGAGCUACUAACCACCACGCAGAGUACGAAGCUCUACUUGCAGGUUUGCGACUUGCAAAAGACAUGGGUGUUAAGAAACUCAAAUGUUGUAGCGAUUCUAAGUUAAUUACUGAGCAAGUCGGAGGCGCCUACCAAACGAAAGAACUUCAGCUGCAAAGGUACAACCUUAUGGUAUCUCAUCUCACCUCUUCUUUUGACCAUUUUCAGAUUGAACAUGUUCCAAGGGCGCACAAUGCUAGAGCCGACUUAUUAUCCAAGUUAGCCAGCACCAAGCACCCAGGACAACACAAAACAAUCAUUCAAGAAACAAUCAGUGCACCAAGCUAUGACUCUGUGGCAGUGUUGUCUAAUGAUCCGGGUCAAUCCAGCUGGAUGUCAAGCAUCUGGCAAUAUCUCACUGAUGGCACUUUACCAAGCGAUAAAGUUGAAGCUUCAAAAAUCAAAAUCAAAGCUUGCCAUUUCACACUCGAGGCCGGUGAAUUGUUCAAAAGAGGAUUCUCAGUACCCUUUUUAAAAUGCUUUAACUCGGAUCAAGCUAGAUACGUAAUGGACGAGAUCCAUAGGGGUAUUUGCGGCCUACACUCUAGAUCUUGGUCCAUGGCUACAAGAGUGAUCCGAGCUGGCUAUUACUGGCCAACCAUAAGAUCGGAUUGUAAAGCAUAUGUACAAAAAUGUCAAGCCUGUCAGAAAUUUAGCAACCUACAUCAAUUACCUGCAACAGCACUACAUUCAAUGCAAUCAGCAUGGCCCUUUGCAUGGUGGGGUAUGGACAUACUCGGUCCCUUCCCGAUUGCUAAGGGCCAAUUGAAAUUUUUAAUUGUAGGGAUUGAUUACUUUACAUGA